This is a messenger RNA of Trypanosoma cruzi, 636 nucleotides long. Its product is annotated as mucin TcMUCII, putative. The coding region runs from base 1 to 636 and encodes 211 amino acids. The transcript has a single exon. Lineage: Eukaryota; Euglenozoa; Kinetoplastea; Trypanosomatida; Trypanosomatidae. The record is from RefSeq and is a predicted model, not a curated record.
AUGAUGACGUGCCGUCUGCUGUGCGCCCUGUUGCUGCUCGUCCUGUGCUGCUGCCCGUACGUGUGCGCGGCAGAGUCUACUGAGCAUACUGAAGUUAAGGCAGCUGUCGCCGCGAGACCACAGUCCCCUCCAUCGGUGGCACUAACACAGGGGACAAGUCAGCCAGGGUCGUUAGGUAAUGGGUCCGUUGCGGACCUGGGAAGAGAUGCCGGAGCGGGAACAGCCUUGACCGCUGCAGGUCGGGAAUCAGGUGACGUGUCUAACACGUUACAAAAUCAUGGUCCUGACGGUACUCCAGGACCAGAAAUCAGCACAGGACAAUCCGCAGAAGAAGCAAGUCAGGAAGCCGAAGAUCCUGCCGAGACGACUACGACAACGACCACAACACAGGCACCAACAACGAUAACAACCACUACAACAAAGGCACUAAGUAUUACGGCCAUGAAUACAGAGGCGCCAACAACGACGACGACCACGACUACCACCACUACUACGACUACAGAGGCGCCAACCACGACGACCACCCGCGCACCGUCACCUCUUCGCGAAAUCGACGGCAGCCUCAGCAGCUCUGCGUGGGUGUGUGCCCCGCUGCUGCUCGGUGUAUCCGCGCUGGCGUACACCACUGUGGGCUGA